AUGUCCGAAACAAAUAAUACGUCCAUAGAAAAUCAACCAAGUCAGGAAAUAAAUCAAACUACCGAACAACAACCUACAUCCUCAAAUGAAUCACAAGAAAACGUACAGCCACAACAUAAUGAAGAGUCACAAUCUCAAUCACAAUCACAACAAUCUACUCAACCACAACAACAACAACCAGAAACUCCGGCAUCUGCUAUUGAUGGUGGUCGUGAAACCUCAAAUAAAAUAUUAUAUGUUGGAAAUUUACCAAAAUCCGCGUCAGAAGAUCAAAUAAGUGAUUUAUUUUCAGUUUCAAAACCAAUUAAAUCAAUUAAAUUAUUAAAUGAUAAAAAUAAUUUAGGUUUUAAUUAUGCUUUUAUUGAAUUUGAUGAUAAUCAAGAUGCUGAUAUGGCUUUAAAUACAUUAAAUGGUAAAUUAGUAAAUAAUAGUGAAAUUAGAGUGAAUUGGGCAUAUCAAUCAGCAACAAUUACAAAUAGUACAUCAUUAGAAGAACCAAUUUAUAAUAUAUUUGUUGGAGAUUUAAGUUCAGAAGUAAAUGAUGAAUCUUUAAGAAAAGCAUUUAGUAAAUUUGGUUCAUUAAAACAAGCUCAUGUAAUGUGGGAUAUGCAAACUUCAAGAUCAAGAGGUUAUGGAUUUGUAUCAUUUAAUAGAAAAGAAGAUGCUGAAUUAGCUUUACAAACUAUGAAUGGUGAAUGGUUAGGAGGUAGAGCAAUAAGAUGUAAUUGGGCUUCACAUAAACAAAAUAAUACUAAUAAUAAUAAUAAUUUGUAUAAUUCUCAUAAUAAUGGAGGAGUUGGAUAUUUACAAAAUAAUUAUAAUAAUGGUUAUAGAAAUCAUAAUAAUUUUAAUAACAAUCGUCAUCAAUUUAGAAAUAAUAAUAAAAUUUAUCAAAACAAUCAAUAUGCACAAAACGGUCAAUCAUCAUCUAUACAGAAUAAUGGACUUAAUGGGUUGACGUUGAAUGAUUUAGGAUCAAAUGGAAAUCUUUCACAACAAUCACAAUCACCUAUAAAUGGUAAUGGAAUAAAUUCAAAUCAACAGCACAAUAAUAACAAUAAUAAUAAUAAUAACAACAAUAACAACAAUAUAACCUUAAUGUCACCACAAUCAUAUGAUAUAGUUUUAAGACAAACACCAUCAUGGCAAACUACAGUAUAUUUAGGUAAUAUUGCACAUUUUACUCAACAACAAGAAAUGAUUCCAUUAUUACAAAAUUUUGGUUAUAUAGUUGAUUUUAAAUUUCAUCCUGAAAGAGGUUGUGCAUUUGUUAAAUAUGAUUCUCAUGAAAGAGCUGCUUUAGCAAUUAUACAAUUAGCUGGAUUUAAUCUUAAUGGUAGACCUUUAAAAUGUGGUUGGGGUAAAGAUAGACCACCUCAAUAUCAAAAUAGAAGUUAG
Lodderomyces pseudojiufengensis is the source of this 1398-nucleotide messenger RNA. RefSeq lists its product as uncharacterized. The record is from RefSeq and is a predicted model, not a curated record. Gene Ontology annotation, molecular function: mRNA binding. Bases 1 to 1398 code for a protein of 465 amino acids. Lineage: Eukaryota; Fungi; Ascomycota; Pichiomycetes; Serinales; Debaryomycetaceae. Gene Ontology annotation, biological process: cytoplasmic stress granule assembly; nuclear-transcribed mRNA catabolic process, nonsense-mediated decay; regulation of mRNA stability. Gene Ontology annotation, cellular component: cytoplasmic stress granule. The transcript has a single exon.